Molecule: messenger RNA, 1053 nt
Organism: Lycium ferocissimum
Lineage: Eukaryota; Viridiplantae; Streptophyta; Magnoliopsida; Solanales; Solanaceae
Exons: 2
Coding region: 1-549 (182 amino acids)
Source: RefSeq, a predicted model, not a curated record
AUGUCUGAGGGCCAUCGGACUGGGGAAACCCUGAAUUACCCGUGGUGCACUUGCGGGAAACUCCUUGCCGAGGGCCUGUGCACCCCCGGGAUUAGUCGGGGCUCAAAGAGACUCGGACACCCGGUGCUUAAUCAAAAAAAAAAAGUAGUAUCUGAUCACAGUCCCAUUGUACUUGAAUGUGGGAACUGGGAACAGAAGAAAGCAAGCUUUAAGUUUGAAAACUGGUGGUUAAAGGUGGAGGGAUUUAAUGAGUUGAUCCAAAACUGGUGGAAUGAAUUCCUGGUAGAAGGUUGCCCUGAUUAUAUUUUUUGUACAAAGUUAAAGAUGCUUAAACAGAAACUCAAGGACUGGAGCAAGACAACCUCUGGGGAACUCACAAACAGGAAGAACAGUCUGCUCAAUGAACUAGCUGAGAUUGACUUAAGAACAGAUCAAAGAGAGUUGUCUGAAGAUGAGAUGAUGAUAAGGGCAACGGUUCUUGUUGAAUUGGAAGAAUUGGCUAAGAAUGAGGAAAGCAGUUGGAGGCAAAGUCCAGAAUACAAUGGCUAAACCAGGGUGAUAACAAUACAAAUUUUUUUCAGAGGAUGGCAAUUGCUCAUAGGAGAUAUAAUAACAUGGACGGAUUGGUGGUGGUUGGCGGGGCGCGGGGGGGGGGGGGGGGUAACAAAACCAACAGAAAUUAAAAUGGAAAUGAUAGAGUUUUACAAGAAACUUUAAUCAGAAACUGAAGAAUGGAAGCCAACAUUUGAAUUUGCAGACUGUCCUAAAAUUUCACAUGAAGAGAAAAACUGGCUCCAAAGGCCAUUUACAGAAGCAGAAGUUUUGCACAUUGUAGAUCACUGUGAUGGUGACAAAGCACCUGAGCAUGAUGGUUUCACUGUGAGUUUCUUCAAAGCAUGCUAGACAACAAUAAAAGAUGAACUGAUGUUGACUAUUCAAAACUUUCAUCAAAAUGAGUUUUUUGAGAAAUCCCUUAAUGCUACAUUUAUAGCUCUUAUCCCCAAAAAACAUAUGGAGCAGAAGAACUAAAAGAUUUUAGACCUAUAAGUCUGA